CACGAAGGGACGACAACUGCCGCCACCCCUAUCUGUCCUUGGCUCUCUAUGAUGCAGUCGGCUGGUCGCUUUCAGUCACCCAACAAUUCGUCUCAUUUCUGAAUACUUUGUCUUUCCGUCUUUCGGAUGCAACUCUAGUGACGACAAUCAUACAGUGUUCCGAGUGCUACUAUGAUACGCAGGAUUCAUUCCCCACCUGAAUCAAAAGAUGACGCACAAGAUCCAAAGACGUGGAGGAAGUUUGACACUACUACGCCCUUGUGCGAGUUGAUGACGCCUAUGUCCUGGCGUCAAGUAUCCUUUUCCACAGAGCUAUUAGAGACUCUCAGGAAUAUCCAACGGUACUUUUCAGUCCUGGUUGGAUGGGAGGACAAACUUGAUGAACCAAUGGAUUCAAGCGAGUCAGUGGACCCCAAAGCUACUGCUGAAUUCUGGACGGAUAUAUUUGGUGGCGGCAAUUUUAAGAAUUUUAUAGGGGAGAUGGCCUUCUUCGACGAGCUACCUUCAAUAUUCAAGGCGGAAGUCAGUGAUGAGUCCCAUUUAGAGACAGACAGCGACAUUGGGGCGCUCUCGAAAGCAAGUAAAACAGAGCGGGAGCAACGCAUUGAGGGAUUGGUCACAUUCCUGACGCAGAUCGAUGAUCCGGAGCUCGAUUCUGAUCCCGAACACUUUGCUUUUGACCGCACGGAACUGUGGGGGAAGGCAAUAGAGUUGAUGUCGGCACCAUUCGCUACAGAGUUUCUUCAAGCCAUUGCUGCCACCUACCAAGGAUGGAAACUUGGCUCCCGAAGGCGGGGCGUUGAGUUUGAUAGACACGAAAUUCUGUGCAAGGUAGAAGAAAUCAAGCUCCUUUACGAAGUGCUUGCUGGGGCAGACGACGAGAACGAACGGCGGACACUUAGAGAAGACGUUACAGGAAAAAUCCUACUAACGUGUUGGGGUGGAAUUGCCAUUGAGAUCAAGCAAAUUGUAGAAGAGGUGGCUGACCGCUUCGUGAACGAUGAAGCAGUGGAUCAAGACGUACAAAUGGCUCGAGCACAUCGCAUUUCCAACAUCGGCAAGAUCUUCAUGGAAGCAGUUGGUUAUGUACCAGAUGAUGGUCUGGACUCGCUUCGACGAUGGUGUCUCUAAAUAUCAACUGCUACUCGCUGAACGGGCUGAACGGGUCGCCCAGA
Messenger RNA from Pisolithus orientalis, 1175 nucleotides. RefSeq lists its product as uncharacterized. Gene Ontology annotation, biological process: protein import into peroxisome matrix. The record is from RefSeq and is a predicted model, not a curated record. Lineage: Eukaryota; Fungi; Basidiomycota; Agaricomycetes; Boletales; Pisolithaceae. Gene Ontology annotation, cellular component: cytosol. The transcript is spliced from 12 exons. The coding region runs from base 172 to 1131 and encodes 319 amino acids.